CGGCGAGAGCACGAACAGAUGAAGGGACAUCUUCAAGGAACACCUGCCAAAACAGGGCCCCAAUGAUCAUGACAAACAAUGCUCACUUGCUUUCCGACUUCCAUGACGCCGUUCACAUUCCCUUGCAGAAAUAUCCUCUCUGCGAAUACACUCUCGCGCUCUCAUGCCAAUGUAACACGUCAAUUUCGAAGAGAGUUUGUUGCACACUGCCGUUCCAACGUUCACCACAGAAUCAUAGGGAUCCCAUCUACUAGCGCGUCCGCGUCAUCCCUCAGCUCUAUAUUGGCUAGACUAAGGUCGCACAGUAUUCGACCAUAUCACAGCUCACUACAGUCUCGUCGACCCUUCGAUUGGCUUGACAAGAUCCCAGGGAACUACAUUUUUUACGGUAUUAUGGGCAUAAAUGGUCUCGUAUUCCUGGCAUGGAUAUCGGAGCAUGGUCAAGCGCGAGCCGCAGCUGCAAGGGGACACCCUUUUUAUUCGUGGAUGCAGGAUAACUUCACCAGCAGCUGGCGGAACACUCUCGUCCGGCCCUGGACCCUUGUCACUGCUAUGUUUUCCCAUAAAGGCAUCGGCCAUCUGUUCUUCAAUACUUUUACAUUCUUCUUUUUCGCCCCAACAAUGCUUGAGAUGUUAGGCAAUAAGCGAUUUAUUGGGGUUUAUCUGGCGUCAGGAGUCAUUGCUAAUGCUUGCCACGUUGCUUGGAGCAACAUCGUCGACAAUCGUGAUAUACCUUGUAUGGGUGCAAGUGGCGCUGUGUAUUCAUUGAUAUCCCUCCUUGCAUGUGUCAAUCCAAGGAUGAUUUUCUCACUCUACGGAAUCAUACCUAUUCCUGCUUGGGCCCUUGUUCCAGGAAUAUUCCUUUGGGAGGCCUAUUCAUCUGUGACCUACAAAGCAGACACUCAGGCCCAUGCAGGCCAUGUCGCCGGUAUGCUGUCGGGCGUAGGAUACUUCCUAGCCAAGAAGUACCGUAUAUUCUAAAGAAGUUUAUACAUUUGUUGCCUGUAGGAAUGCAUGAGUAGUAUUUGUA
Guyanagaster necrorhizus is the source of this 1030-nucleotide messenger RNA. Its product is annotated as rhomboid-domain-containing protein. Gene Ontology annotation, molecular function: serine-type endopeptidase activity. The coding region runs from base 103 to 981 and encodes 292 amino acids. Gene Ontology annotation, cellular component: membrane. The transcript has 5 exons. The record is from RefSeq and is a predicted model, not a curated record. NCBI's taxonomy places the organism in Eukaryota, Fungi, Basidiomycota, Agaricomycetes, Agaricales, Physalacriaceae.